GACACCCUCCCAAACAAACCGAGGUCUCCCCGCACCGAACUUCGGAACGAAGAGCGAGAGAGCAGCUGGACAUCUGCUCGUCCACACGACCCACUGGGUGUGAUUGCGAUUUAUUUUCAGUGCUUCAGUCAUGGAGAGAUUUAUUCGUCCAGUUUCCCGGCAACUCUUGAGACCGCGCCUUCGUUAUCCCUUUGCCAUUCCUGCUCCUAUCCACACUAAACGCCUAGUUUCCACCAUGGGUUACAACGUUCCUCAGCUCAAAGAUCAAUCCCUCUUCAUUCAAAAGGCAUACGUCAAUGGCGAGUGGGUAGACGCUCAAUCCGGACAGACAUUUGAAGUCCACGACCCUGCCUCCGGAAAGCUCAUCGGAACAUGUCCCGAAUUCUCCGCCGCAGACACAGAGAAGGCUAUCCAAGCCGCCAAAGAAGCCUUCCCCAAAUUCCGCACAACGCUUUCCCGCGAGCGCGCCCGCAUGCUGCGCAGAUGGUACCAGCUCAUGAUCGACAAUGCCGACGACCUAGCCACCCUGAUAACCUGGGAAAAUGGAAAGCCGCUCGCCGACGCCAAAGGCGAGGUGAACUACGCGGCCAGCUUCUUCGAAUGGUUCAGCGAAGAAGCUCCCCGCAUCUACGGUGACACCAUCCCCUCCUCCGUGCCCGGAAACCGGGUCAUGACCCUGAAGCAGCCCGUCGGUGUCUGCGGUCUCAUCACACCCUGGAACUUCCCCGCCGCUAUGAUCACCAGAAAGAUCGGCCCUGCCCUCGCAGCCGGCUGCACCGUCGUCGCGAAGACCCCCGGUGAGACGCCCUUCACGGCUAACGCUCUCGCCGAGCUGGCCCACCGCGCCGGUAUCCCCAAGGGUGUCGUCAACAUCGUCACCGCAUCCCAGAACACCCCCGAGGUCGGCGAAGCCAUCACCACCCACCCCGAGGUCCGCAAGGUCUCCUUCACCGGCUCCACCAACGUCGGUAAGCUCCUCAUGAAGCAGUCUUCCUCGACCAUCAAGAAGGUCUCCUGGGAGCUCGGCGGCAACGCCCCCUUCAUCGUCUUCGACGACGUCGAGGACCUUGACGCUGCCGUCGCCGGCGCUGUGGCCUCCAAGUUCCGUAGCUCCGGACAGACCUGCGUGUGCGCGAACCGCAUCUACGUGCAGCGCGGCAUCUACGAUGAAUUCGCCAAGCGCUUCGCCGAGAAGGUCAAGGACUUCAAGCUGGGUGCGGGCUUCGAAGAAGGCGUUACCCACGGUCCGGUUAUUCACGAUCGCGCCGUCAACAAGGUCGACGAACACGUCCGCGACGCUGUGUCCAAGGGCGCAAAGGUCCUGACGGGUGGUCAGAAGGCCGCUCACCUUGGUCCUAACUUUUACGACUUGACCGUCCUCACGGAGAUGAACAAGGAUAUGCUUGUCGCUUCGGAGGAGACUUUCGGUCCCGUGGCGGGUCUUUUCCCCUUCGAGACAGAGAAAGAAGUCGUUGACCUGGCUAACAAGGCUGAGGUCGGUCUGGCGGGAUACUUCUUCAGCAGUAAUGUCAAGCGCAUCUUCCGUGUCGCAGAGGCCCUGGAGGUCGGUAUGGUUGGUGUUAACACGGGACUUAUUAGUGAUGUUGCUUCGCCGUGAGUAUACCCUUGCUUGCUUUUCUUAUUUGUGGAAUGUUGUUGUUGAAUGACUCUUGCUGACUGAUUUGAUUGAAUAGAUUCGGCGGUGUCAAGCAGAGUGGCUUUGGUCGCGAGGGCAGCAAGUAUGGUAUU
Molecule: messenger RNA, 1749 nt
Organism: Aspergillus vadensis CBS 113365
Lineage: Eukaryota; Fungi; Ascomycota; Eurotiomycetes; Eurotiales; Aspergillaceae
Product: NAD-dependent succinate-semialdehyde dehydrogenase
Exons: 3
Coding region: 131-1618 (495 amino acids)
Biological process (GO): GABA catabolic process
Molecular function (GO): succinate-semialdehyde dehydrogenase (NAD+) activity
Source: RefSeq, a predicted model, not a curated record